Phalaenopsis equestris is the source of this 617-nucleotide messenger RNA. Its product is annotated as aldehyde dehydrogenase family 2 member C4-like. The annotation marks the transcript as partial. The transcript has 3 exons. Lineage: Eukaryota; Viridiplantae; Streptophyta; Magnoliopsida; Asparagales; Orchidaceae. The record is from RefSeq and is a predicted model, not a curated record. Gene Ontology annotation, molecular function: aldehyde dehydrogenase (NAD+) activity.
GUAAGAAAUUUGAAACAAGAGAUCCUCGAACAGGAGAUGUGAUAACAGAGGUGGCUGAAGGUGAUAAGGAGGACGUUGACCUCGCUGUUAAGGCGGCGAGGGAAGCUUUUGAUCAUGGCAGCUGGCCUCGCAUGUCUGGCUUUGAAAGGGGACGAAUAUUGUCCAAGUUGGCGGACUUGAUCGAAAAACACGAAGAAGAGCUUGCCAAGCUCGACUCGAUCAAUGUUGGAAAACUUUUGCAUGUAACUAGAGCCUUCGACGUCCAAGUUGCAGUGAAUGCUCUGAGGUAUUAUGCAGGUGCUGCUGAUAAAAUUCAUGGUGAGACUCUCAAAUGUGCAGGCGAGUAUCAGGCUCACACGCUCAAGGAGCCUGUUGGUGUGGUUGGGCACAUCCUUCCUUGGAAUUUCCCGAUUAUACUUUUUGCCUUUAAGGUCGCUCCGGCACUCGCCGCCGGAUGCACCAUGAUUGUCAAGCCUGCGGAACAAUCGCCGCUAUCAGCUUUGUAUAUUGCUCACUUGGCUAAGGAGGCUGGUAUUCCUGAUGGGGUUAUUAAUAUUAUCACUGGCUAUGGCCCAACUGCUGGAGCUGCUAUUGCUUCUCACAUGGAUGCAGAUGCU